AUGGAUCCUGGAGAGCGUCCCGCGAAGAUGCGCAAGCUCGAGCAUGCGGACAGUGAUGUGGACGUGGCGGAAGCAUGUGCGAUUCCAACACCAAACGAACAACUACCCGUGGCCGCCGAAAAUAGCAAUCAAGCUGAUGCCGCUGACACUACCCAAACACCAGCUGAGGGUGAGGGUGCGGAGCCAAAGCUUUCAAAGAACCAGCUCAAAAAGCAAAGACGGCUCGAACGCUGGGAAGCCGGGCGCGAAGAUCGCAAACUAAAGCGAAAAGAGAAAGUCAAAGAGAAGAAAGAGCGACGGCGAGAAGAGUGGGCGCAGAUGCCUACUGAUGAGAAUGGCAAAAGACCGAGACCGCCACCCUCACGUCCUCCUAGACAAGCAACUGGGAAGCAAGUACCAAUCACAGUAAUCUUCGAUUGCGACUUCGAGGAGCUGAUGUUCGACAACGAACUCAAGAGCUUGGGACUUCAGAUUACGAGGUGUUACAGCGACAACCGAAAGGCAAACUUCAGAGCUCACCUAGCACUGAGUAGCUUCGGCGGCAAGAUGAAAGAGCGUUUCGACGGCAUUCUAGCAAAGCAGUACACGAGCUGGAAAGGUUUCCGAUUCUUCGAGGAAGACUUCGUGGAAGUUUCCGAGAAGGCGAAGGAAUGGAUGUCAGGACCAGAUGGUGGAGAAGUUCUUGGGGCAUUGAAGACUUCAACAGAACGUAAUGAUUCAGGCGAGCAAGAACAAGCCGAGGCACCGACGGAAGAAGGCGAAGUCGUCUAUCUUUCUUCUGAAUCCGACAACGUUCUUACCCACUUGAAGCCUAACAGCACCUACAUCAUCGGUGGUUUAGUAGACAAGAACCGGCACAAGGGCAUCUGUCACAAGCGCGCUGUAGCCCGUGGAAUCAAAACUGCAAAGCUACCCAUUGGCGAGUAUCUUGAGAUGAAGAGCCGGCAAGUCUUGGUCACAAACCAUGUGCUAGAGAUCAUGCUCAAGUGGAUGGAGUUUGGAGACUGGGGCAAGGCUUUCAUGGCUGUAAUGCCAGAAAGGAAAGGUGCUAAACUCAAAGGCGAUGCAGAAGAUGGGGACGAUGAGGCGGCGGCCGCAGAAGAUGAGAAGAAUCUGGACCGGGACCUUGCGGCAGCAACAGAAGAAGCAGAUGCUGCGACUGGCGAGCCAACCACCGAGAGCACUUGA
Messenger RNA from Alternaria atra, 1188 nucleotides. RefSeq lists its product as uncharacterized. Lineage: Eukaryota; Fungi; Ascomycota; Dothideomycetes; Pleosporales; Pleosporaceae. Gene Ontology annotation, biological process: tRNA N1-guanine methylation. The record is from RefSeq and is a predicted model, not a curated record. The coding region runs from base 1 to 1188 and encodes 395 amino acids. Gene Ontology annotation, molecular function: tRNA binding. Gene Ontology annotation, cellular component: nucleus. The transcript has a single exon.